CCAACAGGAUUGCACACAUUUCCUACAUUAGUGAUAAAGUUCGCAGCUGCUGGAGACCACACCAAAUUUCUAAUCAUGUAAUCAUCGAGUCAGAGUCGGUGAUGAAACAUCUGUUGAUGUUGAUUAUCAGGGCGGUUGACUAUGAGUUGUCACCUGUUUUUGCUCUUUGGCCACAAUGACCAAGCCCUUCAUCAGAAGCCUCUCACACCUCUCACACCAUGGUCAUUGUAAACACACCCUUCUAAUCAUUGCUUGUUAGUUCUUUAGAGGAAAGCUGAUCCUGAAUAGGAAGGAAGGGGAGAUGAAAAGGCCUGAAUACACUAAUCCUGGCAAAUUAUAGUCUCCAUUUCAAACGUCACACUCUCACGGGGCCCUAUUGUGUAAACGAUAUAAUUGAAUUUUUCAUUGCCUGCUCUCAGUGAUUCGGUCCGUCGUACUUUCCCUUCGAAAAUUAUGCCCCUACUUCAUUAACCGUUUACCAGGGGCAGACAGUGUGGCAAACUUAACCUUGAUAGACUUUGCGUCCUGCAGCUGUUAAUAAGUAAGAGUUCUUAUGACAAUGUGCCUGUGCUGUGUUGUUUCUUUUGAGUUUCGUUUAAGAGAACAGUAAGUAUUUGUAUUUAGUGCCAUUCAGUCCGUCUCCGAGAAAACACUGCUUGAUUUUUUACUCUCUGACGGAGGCCAAACUCUGAGGUGGAGGAGGCUGUAAAGAGGCCCUAAGGGAGCCUCCCAACCUCCCUACCUGACCAGACAGAAACAUUGGACAGCCAUGGCUCCUCGGAAACGCGGCGGCGGUGGUCGCGGUGGCCUCUCCUUCAUCUUCUGCUGUUUUAACAGCAGCGAUCACCCGGAGAUCACCUACAGGCUGCGGGAGGACUUUGCCCUGCAGGCCAUGGAGCCAGCACUGCCGAUGCCAGGUUAUGAUGAGCUGGAUGGCAUGUUCUCCGAGCUGGUGGAUGAGCUUGACCUCACAGAGAAGCACAGGGAAGCCAUGUUCGCCCUGCCUGCAGAGAAGAAAUGGCAAAUCUACUGCAGCAAAAAGAAGGAACAAGAGGAAAACAAAAGUGCAACUAGUUGGCCAGAAUACUACAUUGAUCAGCUCAAUUCAAUGGCAGCUAGAAAGACGCUCCUCGCUCUGGAGAAAGAAGACGAGGAAGAGAGGAACAAAACCAUAGAGAGCCUGAAGACGGCUCUGAGGACACAGCCCAUGAGGUUCGUGACUCGUUUUAUUGACCUGGAUGGCCUGACGUGCAUCUUAAACUUCCUGAAGAGCAUGGACUAUGAGACCACCGAAUCGCAGAUCCACACAUCUCUGAUUGGCUGCAUCAAAGCUCUGAUGAACAACUCGCAGGGCCGCGCCCACGUCCUCUCUCACUCCGAGAGCAUCAACAUCAUUGCUCAGAGCCUGGCCACGGAGAACAUCAAGACCAAGGUGGCGGUGUUGGAGAUCAUGGGCGCCGUGUGCUUGGUGCCUGGUGGGCACAAAAAAAUCCUGCAGGCCAUGCUGCACUACCAACGCUUCGCCUGCGAGAGGACGCGUUUCCAGACACUAAUAAACGAUCUGGACCGGAGUACAGGGCGAUACAGAGAUGAGGUCAACCUGAAAACAGCCAUCAUGUCCUUUAUAAAUGCUGUGCUGAGUCAAGGCGCUGGAGAGACAAGUUUGGAAUUCCGUAUCCAUCUACGAUAUGAGUUUCUCAUGUUGGGAAUCCAGCCUGUGAUCGAUAAGCUGCGUUCUCAUGAAAACUCCACAUUAGACAGGCAUUUAGACUAUUUUGAGAUGCUGCGCAAUGAGGAUGAGCUGGCUUUGUCAAAACGUUUUGAGUCGGUGCAUAUAGACACCAAAAGUGCCACCCAAGUUUUUGAUCUCAUCCGCAAGAAGAUGAACCACACUGAUGCAUACCCGCACUUUAUGUCUGUCCUGCAUCACUGUCUCCUCAUGCCACAUAAGAGGAGUGGUAACACUGUGCAGUACUGGCUGCUCCUGGAUCGUAUUGUCCAGCAGAUGGUCUUGCAGAAUGACAAAGGUCACGACCCAGACGUCACACCACUGGAGAAUUUUAACGUGAAGAACGUUGUCCGGAUGCUGGUCAAUGAAAAUGAAGUCAAACAGUGGAAAGAGCAGGCAGAGAAAAUGAGAAAAGAGCACCAUGAGUUGCAGCAGAAGUUUGAGAAGAAAGAGCGUGAAUGUGAUGCAAAGACUCAGGAGAAAGAGGACAUGAUGCAGACACUCAACAAGAUGAAAGAAAAGCUGGAAAAGGAGACCACCGAGCACAAGAAUGUCAAACAGCAAGUGGCCGAACUCACUGCCCGACUGCACGAACUCAGCACAAGACAGGCAGCUGUUGUUCCUGGAGGCCCUCCCCUCACCCCAGGUCCCCCCGGUGGCCCCCUGCCUCCUCCACCCAUGCCAGCUUUUGGAGGUAUGUGCCCAGCUCCCCCUCCGCCGCCUCUUCCUGGUGGCAUGAUGCCUCCUCCACCUCCCCCACCCCCUCCUCCGGGUGGACCUCCACCUCCUCCUGGACGCCCACCCAUUGGAGGUGUCCCACCUGCACCAGGAGCACCUUUAGGACCAUCUCUCAAGAAGAAGAACAUUCCUCAGCCAUCGAAUGCGCUCAAAUCCUUCAACUGGGUCAAGUUAGCUGAGAAUAAACUGGAGGGCACCGUGUGGAUGGAGGUGGAUGAUGCCAAGGUUUUCAAAAUCCUGGAGCUGGAUGAUAUUGAAAAGACCUUCUCAGCUUAUCAGCGACAGCAGGACUUCUUUAUGAUCAAUAACAGCAAACAGAAAGAGGCAGAGGACGACACGCUGAGCUCUAAAAAAGUCAAGGAGCUGUCAGUAAUCGAUGGUCGUCGAGCUCAAAACUGCAACAUCCUCCUCUCGCGGCUGAAGCUUUCAAAUGAGGAGAUUAAGAGAGCCAUUCUAACUAUGGAUGAACAGGAGGACCUUCCCAAAGACAUGCUGGAGCAGCUGCUGAAGUUCGUCCCCGAGAAGAGCGACAUCGAUCUUCUGGAGGAACACAAACACGAGCUCGAUCGAAUGGCAAAACCCGACCGCUUCCUCUAUGAGAUGAGCCGAAUAAACCACUACCAGCAGAGGCUGCAGUCUUUAUACUUCAAGAAGAAGUUUGCAGAGAGGAUAGCUGAGAUAAAACCCAAAGUUGAAGCUCUGACCAAGGCUUCUAAGGAGAUUUUACACAGUAGAAACCUGAAGCAGCUGUUGGAGGUGGUGCUGGCCUUUGGAAACUUCAUGAACAAGGGUCAGAGGGGAAAUGCUUACGGCUUCAAGGUGUCUUCACUCAACAAGAUCGCUGAUACCAAAUCCAGUAUCGACAAAAACAUCACUCUCCUGCACUACCUGAUCACCAUCCUGGAGAAGAAAUACCCCAAAGUCCUUAUGUUCCAGGAGGACCUGCAGAGUGUCCCAGAGGCAGCCAAAGUCAACAUGACUGAGUUGGAAAAAGAUAUUGGCAACCUGCGCAGUGGCUUGAAGAGCGUGGAGAACGAGCUGGAAUACCAGAAGAAGCGACCGCAGGAGCUGGGUGACAAAUUUGUGUCAGUGGUGAGUCAGUUCAUCACUGUGGCCAGCUUCAGCUUCUCCGAUGUGGAGGACUCGCUCACCGAGGCCAAGGAACUGUUCCUAAGGGCAGUAAAGCAUUUCGGUGAGGAUGCCAGUAAGAUGCAGCCAGAUGAGUUCUUUGGCAUCUUUGACCAGUUCCUGCAGUCCUUCGCCGAGGCUCAGCAGGAGAACGAGAACAUGCGAAAACGCAAAGAGGAGGAGGAACGCAGGGCAAAAAUGGAAGCUCAGCUGAAAGAGCAGAGAGAAAAGGAGCGAAAGGCCCGGAAAGCAAAGGCAAAUGGCGAGGAUGACGGCGGUGAGUUCGACGACUUGGUGUCAGCGUUGCGAUCAGGCGAAGUCUUCGACAAGGACUUGUCCAAGAUGAAACGCAACCGCAAGCGCAUCAACAGCCAAACCACGGACUCGAGCAGAGAACGACCAGUCACAAAGCUCAACUUCUAAGCGGGGUUGAGGUCAUCAUCUUUAUCCAAACCCCCCCCGUCCCCACCCUCCUCCUCCAGGUCGAACUGACAUGCACAUUCCUCUGCACCCUCCUCCAUUCCCACCCAGCUCGGCUUCAUCACUGCAGGGCCACACACAGCACAACAUGUUUAGACUUUUCAUCCGCUGAGAUUUUGAUGGUAAACGGAGCAGAAGCCAAAAGUCGUUAUUAACUACCAAAUCAGAUAAUUCCCUGCUGGAGGAGGAGGAGGAACUUGUUUUGCAGGAGUGCAGAACGUCCCCACCCCCGCAUUGGAGAAAAGUUUCCUUUCAGUUGUUAAGAGAUGCUCACGGUUGUUCGAUGGGAACCGUUCUGUGCUGUUUUUUGUACGUCAGAAACUAUGCACAGAGUGAAAUGUGCAGCUAGUAGACUCCUUCAGGGCUUGAUGCUCGAUCCAAACAGGAAGAUGAUUCCAUGAAAAACACAAGGGGCCAUUUUGUACAGACCGAUGUCAUGAAUUUAGAGGGGCUGCUUUCGCACACCCGAGUUGUCCAAGAGAUCAUUUUUGGAGAAAGACUGAAUCUGAACUUCCUUUUGGCGCUGCGGUUCUCUUGCAGUCAGAACCAUCACAGGACUGAGAUGCUGCGCUGCUUUGUGGUUUCGACUGCAAGGGGUGCAGCUGAGAGGUAGUUUGAAGUUUGUUUUUAAGUCAUCAUUAUUGACGUGCAGCAUUUAUAUAUCUGACCACUGUAUGUUUUAUUCGAACUUUUUCCUGUUAAGAGCUGGCCUUAACUGUUGAUUUUAAUUGUUAAAUGGGUACUCUCAAAGGCCUGGGCCUAAUUUGCAAUUUCUCAACAAGUGUGGACACUCGUGUCAUAGAGUACAUAUAUCUUUAUAAGGCUGCGUGCUUGUUACACAUGCACAUAUAAAUUCAUAAUUACUAUGCUAAAUGCCAUUACAACCAUAACCAAUAGAUGCAAUACACUCGUUCCUCUCUGAAGGGAGUGCCCUCCUGUAAGUUUUUAUUGAAUAGAUGAGUUAUGUUUUUUGUACACUAGCUGGAUUUACACUUCAACAAAAGAAAAAAGGAAGCAAAACGCUGAUUUCACUUGAUUUUAAAUGCUUUGUUAUCCAUGUGUGAUGUUUUCAUUCUUGCAGAAAAUAUCACACAAUGGUGUGAAAGCUUUGAUUUUAACUGUGUGAAUCCAUCCAGUGUCGAACACCUCCAAUGGACUUUUAUAAUUUAAAUAUUGCCUUCCAUUGUACAAUGACCCAAUGACAAUAAAUGGGAGAAAAGUUA
This is a messenger RNA of Scatophagus argus, 5298 nucleotides long. Its product is annotated as disheveled-associated activator of morphogenesis 1-like. Lineage: Eukaryota; Metazoa; Chordata; Actinopteri; Scatophagidae. Gene Ontology annotation, biological process: actin cytoskeleton organization. The transcript is spliced from 26 exons. Bases 770 to 4018 code for a protein of 1082 amino acids. The record is from RefSeq and is a predicted model, not a curated record. Gene Ontology annotation, cellular component: stress fiber. Gene Ontology annotation, molecular function: actin binding; small GTPase binding.